Molecule: messenger RNA, 1305 nt
Organism: Metarhizium brunneum ARSEF 3297
Lineage: Eukaryota; Fungi; Ascomycota; Sordariomycetes; Hypocreales; Clavicipitaceae
Source: RefSeq, a predicted model, not a curated record
AUGGCCACCGGCAGCGAGGACGACCCGACGCUCACGCCCACGCCCACGUCCACGGUCAAACCCGGGCUCACGCUCAACCUCGGCCCCCUGACAACGACAUUCGUGCCCCCAGAGAACUGCGACGCCCUCACGCUCGGCAUGUACGAAGACCUACCACAGACGACGGAGACGUCGACCCUCGUCCGUUGGAACCGCGGGUACGAGUGCCCGACCACGUACCACGGCACCCUCCAGCUCAUCUCGUCGUGCUACCCACAGCGCUACGGCCCCGCGUACGACAACAUCAAGGACUGGAUGGGCCCCAACGCCGUGUGGCCCUUCUACUCCCCGGGGCUCCUCUGCCCGUCGGGCUACUCGACCGGCUGCACCAUGAUCUACAGCCCCCCCGGGGCCACCGAGUCGCUCCCGACCGCCUACCCGACCGCCUUCCCGACCUCGACGUCGUACGCCACCGUGUCCACGUGGACCCUCCUGUCCAAGGGGCAGACAGGGUACGGCUGCUGUCCAAUCGGCUACCGGUGCGACACCCCGUACACGUGUAUUUCGACGCCGUCGCUCUCGGCCACCAUGACCGGAGACAUGACCCAGGGCUGCCCGGAAAAAAGCAUAAAGACCCGAACAACCAGCACCUUUGUCAUAUCCAGCAAGAUGUGGCCCUUUGUCUACGCGCCGCAGGUGGUUCUCAUCCAGGGAAACGACACCAGCACCGCCGCCGCCGCCGCAUCGAGCCCGUCCGGCCCGUCAACAACCUCGAGCGCCUCUCGCGACGGCGACGCGCAGGCCGGCCUGAGCACCGCGGCAAAGGCGGCCAUCGGAACCGCUGUCCCCCUCAUCUUCAUCGCCCUAGCGCUGGCGGCGUAUAUAUUCUACCGCCGAAGGAACCGCAGCAAGGCCCGGGCCGAGGCGGCAUCCGAGCAGGGGAGCGGCUUUCCGGGUAUGAAUAAGCCCGAGUUGGAUGCGACGCCCUCCCCCUUUGCACUCUCGCUUGGCCCUGGGAGCGAACUGGACGGGACGCCUCGCCCUUCACCCCCCGGUGACGAUUCCACCGCAGCGAGGGGUCGAGUGUCUGAGCUGCCGGGGCCGGGCAUCGCGAGGUUCGUGGGGCCCAUGUGUGAGUUGCCGGGCGAUGAGAAAUUUGCCAGGAGACCAGCACAGCCGAAAGGGUCGGAUGGGGUUGUUGCUGCUGAUGAUGAAGGGGGCAAGAUUGGACACGGUGCUUCCAUAAACGGCGCAUCCGAACCAAAGGCACACGAUACCAAGGACAUGGAUGUUGAUAAGAGCAGUAGGGGUGGAAAAGACAAGUGA